UUUCGUGGAUUUCAUACUAUAAUGCCCCUGAGCAUUUCAUAUUUGGUGACAAUAAUCUCACAUAACCUCUCUUGCAGUCGUCUUACUAAGUUUUUGCAAAAAGAUGGGUUGGGUUCGUGCCCGACCAUCCGUACUAGAAUAUUUCUAACUUAUCAUAGGCCGAAAAAACCAAUAUGGCGAUGGCGAAGAGUGUAGUCGGCCGGCGAUUUAGACUUGAGUUUUCGGGCCACAAGUUCGAACGAAAGGGCACGAGGUUUCUCACAGAGGUACGAGCCGGGCUCGCUACAUUCUUCGCCAUGGCAUACAUAAUCUCUGUGAAUGCUGGUAUAGUCUCACAAACCGGAGGCACAUGCGUCUGCACUUCAACGACGGAUCCGCUCUGCAAGGAUGAUCCGCAAUAUCUGCAGUGUGUUCAGGAGAUAAACCUCGACCUUGUCACCGGAACAGCGGCAAUAUCAGCCAUCAGCAGCUUCGCUAUGGGGCUUUUCGCCAACAUGCCUAUUGCUCUGGCACCUGGGAUGGGAAUUAACGCGUAUUUUUCGUACCAAGUCGUUGGUUUCCACGGAGAAGGCUCUGUCUCUUACCAGUUAGCUCUGACAGCAGUAUUUGUUGAAGGGUUAAUAUUUGUUGGAUUGACCUUGCUAGGAAUUCGCCAAUGGCUUGCGAGGUCAUUGCCUGCGAGCUUGAAGAUCGCUGGCGGUGCUGGAAUUGGCCUGUAUUUGGCACUGAUUGGCUUAACCUACGAAGCUGGAAUAGGGGCAAUAACAGGAGGAACAGCGGAUCCGCUACAGCUCGCAGGCUGCGUCCCUGAACUGCGUGACGCCGACACUGGUAUCUGCAUUGGAGGCAAGAUGAGAAAUCCAACUAUGUGGCUUGGUAUCUUCUGUGGGGGAUUAUUUACCGCCUUUUUAAUGAUGUACCGAGUCAAGGGAGCUCUUUGCUUCGGCAUCCUGCUCGUAUCAAUCAUUUCUUGGCCACGGAACACUGCUGUUACAGCUUUCCCAAAUACAGAAUUGGGCAACUUGAGUUUCGACUAUUUCAAGAAGGUCGUCUCAUUCCGACCUCUCAAGCACGUCUUGGCCGUGCAAGACUGGCACAUCGGGGGCGCCCAAACUAAAGACUUUAUGGUGGCGUUAAUGACUUUCCUCUAUGUGGAUAUAUUGGAUUGCACGGGGACCCUAUAUUCUAUGGCUAGGUUUUGUGGCGUAAUCGACGAAGAUACGCAAGACUUCGAAGGAUCUGCAGUGGCAUAUCUGGUUGAUGCUUCGAGUAUUUCGAUAGGGUCACUGUUGGGGAUUCCGCCCGUGACUGCAUACAUCGAGUCUGGAGCUGGCGUAUCCGAAGGAGGGGCUACCGGGAUGACUGCCUGCGUAACCGGACUUUGCUUUUUUAUCUCCUUGUUGUUUGGACCUAUUUUUGCCAACAUACCUUCGUGGGCAACAGGGUGCACUCUAAUGCUUGUGGGGGCGAUGAUGACACGUGCUGCUGUCGAUAUAAACUGGCGAUAUAUUGGAGACUCAGUGCCUGCUUUCUUGACUAUGGCAAUCAUGCCAUUUACUUAUUCCAUUGCUUAUGGAUUGAUAGUGUUAGUCACGUCCACUUUCAGACUCCACGGCCUUGAAUACUGACAAGUGAUAGUGGAAUUCUCAGCUAUAUCAUACUUAACGGAUCCGCUUGGAUCCUAAGAUGGAUAACUAAUGGCCGUAUAAUUCCUUACGAUUAUGACCAGUCUGACUAUUGGAGUCCAAGACCUGCUGGUGGCAUCCUGCCAGGCUGGCUGAAACGGCUUGCACGAGGGAAACGGGACUUCUGGAGAGAGUAUGACUACGAUGACCAAAUAGAGCAGGGCAACCGACACCACGACAGCCUCCCCACAAGCGACCAAUAUACGGUCUCCGGGUCACUUGAACGAAAAGCCAGUGCCUCCGGCGCUUUGGGAGUGGUAGAUACCACUGACCUCAGCACGCUUGCCAUGGCUCGACUUCGUGAUAGUAUCGGUAUUACCACGAAACCAAUAACCGGGCCAUCCGUUUCUGAGAAGAAUUAAGAGCUCGCGGGGGUAGAAGUAGAUAAACGCAGCCUUGAAAUAAUUCAAUAGCAGCUACUUAGUGCCAGCCAGAAC
Pseudogymnoascus destructans is the source of this 2122-nucleotide messenger RNA. RefSeq lists its product as uncharacterized. Gene Ontology annotation, molecular function: purine nucleobase transmembrane transporter activity. The record is from RefSeq and is a predicted model, not a curated record. Gene Ontology annotation, biological process: transmembrane transport. The transcript has a single exon. Lineage: Eukaryota; Fungi; Ascomycota; Leotiomycetes; Thelebolales; Thelebolaceae. Gene Ontology annotation, cellular component: plasma membrane. Bases 174 to 1628 code for a protein of 484 amino acids.